This is a messenger RNA of Mustela erminea (ermine), 664 nucleotides long. RefSeq names its product cancer/testis antigen family 45 member A8-like. Gene Ontology annotation, biological process: snRNA 3'-end processing. The transcript has 5 exons. Gene Ontology annotation, cellular component: integrator complex. Bases 55 to 501 code for a protein of 148 amino acids. NCBI's taxonomy places the organism in Eukaryota, Metazoa, Chordata, Mammalia, Carnivora, Mustelidae. The record is from RefSeq and is a predicted model, not a curated record.
ACAACUUUACUGCCAUCGUGUGAGCUGCUUCCAGGAUCCUGGAACAAGGAAGUGAUGAGUGAUAAAGCAGAGGAGUCCGCUGUUGGGCCCAAAAGCCAAAUGAAACAUUGUGGAAAACCCAUCACUGAACUUCCAUUCAAGAAAAGGCUGACCAUGGUGCUGCUUUCAAUGAGAGAGGAAGUAGAGAGAUCAUCCCAGCCUGAGGGCUCAGCCAUGUCUUUGGAAGAUGAUGAGCCCAAGGGCACAGCAACGUCUGUGUGGGAAGAUGUGCCAGAUCAACUGCCAAUACCAGUGAAAAUCAAUAUGGAAAUAAAAGAUCAAUUAAAGAAGGAAAUUCGACAUUUUGGAGGAAAAUAUGAAAUAGUCUCCAAAUUGCUUGAAGGAGUGCAAGGACCUCCAGAAGUACAGAAAAAAUUUGUUGUAUAUGCCAUGAAGGAAGCGGCAAGAUUUAAAAGACGAGACUUAAUAAGGCACCUGAAGAAGGUACCAAAAAAAUUGUAAUCUGACCGGUUUCUCAAAAAAGAUAAUGACACUCCAAACUUAUAAUCCUGUUAUCACAAUCAUCAGUGAGAAGGCAGAUCCAGUUGGCUGUCCUGGAGUGUGACCAGAUAUUGUUGAUGCCUCUAGCAUGAGUUUGCUAAGAAAUUGUCUUCUUGAGGCUAAG